AUGGGUUCGAUGGGCGAAGAAAGAACUUUCCCGCUCAAGAGGCCUCGAGGGCACAAAGUACCCGUUCCCCGAUGGUCCCUCAAGUUUCCGGACAACGUCACUCAUGUUUACACCCUUUACGUCGGAGUACAAUGCCGUUCUGAAAAUGCCGCUACUCGUUGCAGGGUAGAAAGCGUCAUCGAGGCUAUACUGUCCGGCAGCAACAACAACAAGGCCCCGGCUAUAGACACUUUCCGCGUGACUGAUGGCUUCGAUUUAGAGAGGUCGAGAGUCUGGGUCGCAUACUGGACAGCUAAAGAGGCCUUCGAGGCGACGUUGGAAGUAUUGGAUCUGACCAAGAUCUGGCAAGACCUGGGUCCAGACAAUGAGCAUAUCGGUCUGUGGAAGGAGCAUUUUAUAGCCCCUAUUGAAAGACUGGAGACGAACUACGCUCGACUAGACCACCGUCCAGGUAUUGCUCAGCUCCCUGAUACCACACAGCCUGGCCAUGACCUCACGGCUUACUGGGGAGCCGGAAGGGAUCGAAUUCCAGCUUCAGCACACGAUCGCUUUGAAACGCCGAAGAAUAUCAGUGCACCAUCUAAGAAGCCAAAGGGGUUCGGCGAGAGACUCACAGGCUCCAACUACGAUAACAUGUGCCACAUCCGUUCUGGCCAAUGGUGGGAGCUCUGUGAGGAAGAAGAGCGAAUAUCAUACGAGACUACAUUACAAGGCAAGCUCAUGGAAGGCAUGAACUACCUCUGGGACCAUCCCGAAGAAACAGGCACGAUAGGUUUGAGAUUUCUCCAGAAUCUGAAUGCCGACGGCAAGCCCAUAAAGGAGACUUGUGGCGCGGGUUUCCACAAGAACUGGGCCGAUCUGGAGAAAUGGUCAUCGAGACAUGCAAGUCAUUUGGCAAUCUUCAACGGAAUGAUGGCUCAUGCAAAGCAUUUUGGUGAGAGUCGCAAGCUUAUGACUUGGCACGAGGUCUGGAUUCUCAAGAAAGACGAAGCGCACUUCGAAUACAUCAAUUGUGAUCCUCGGACGGGAGUCAUCUCGUGGGUGGAGUUGGAACGGACGCCGUUGAGUGCGAGAGGACAGUGA
Messenger RNA from Ramularia collo-cygni, 1083 nucleotides. RefSeq names its product related to phenylacetaldoxime dehydratase family protein. The coding region runs from base 1 to 1083 and encodes 360 amino acids. The record is from RefSeq and is a predicted model, not a curated record. Lineage: Eukaryota; Fungi; Ascomycota; Dothideomycetes; Mycosphaerellales; Mycosphaerellaceae. The transcript is spliced from 4 exons.